GCGUACUCGACCGCUGCGACCGUUUCUGUAGUGAAAACGGUGGCUUGUCAUGUAGGUCCACUGGCCCACUGGAGUUCAUCGAGAUCCUACCCAAUGUUCCUGAGUCCGACCUAACACAGGUACGAUGCCACGCAGUGUGCCCUCAAAUCAGCUGACCCCACGCCUUCGCAGUACGAUAACAACACGCACGAUCACACCUGGCUCCCACCGCCCCGUGGAACAUCGCUAUCGACCCAUCGACCCUCGUGUUCCAAGAGGAGAGCGUCGAUUCGCUUCCCUACUACGUCUGGGACACCGGCGCGCAGCCGCAGUCCAUGACCGCGCUCGCAUGCGAGAUCGACUGGCCGUGGUGUCGGGCGACGCGGACUGGCCGCCGCAGAGCCCGAACACGUGUACGGGAGAGCCGUUCAACGUCACGCUGCGGCCGUUUGGUGGACGAGGCUCAGGAUUGGGCAGUUGCCGACGAUGUCGGUCGGUUCAUGACCAGAGUCUGGGUGAGAUAUAAUAUACAGUCCAUGGGUACAUCGUGAUGUCCAUGCCAGCAGCGGCCAGCCGUUGUUCCUUCGGGCACAUGGCUGUCAGACUUGUGCGUAUGAUUCGACGUGGUCUCAGUACAUGCUACCUUUCCACAGCAAAUAUUGCGCCUCUUUCCUCGAGCAAGUGACGCGACUUGCUACGUCCUCAGUGGCACAAUGCCGUGGUAAUGGCAUUCGACACGAACUCUAGCGUUCUACCUAGCGUAUCUUCCACAACCGUG
Fomitopsis serialis is the source of this 757-nucleotide messenger RNA. RefSeq lists its product as uncharacterized. NCBI's taxonomy places the organism in Eukaryota, Fungi, Basidiomycota, Agaricomycetes, Polyporales, Fomitopsidaceae. Bases 125 to 505 code for a protein of 126 amino acids. The transcript has a single exon. The record is from RefSeq and is a predicted model, not a curated record.